Messenger RNA from Spodoptera litura, 1624 nucleotides. RefSeq lists its product as uncharacterized. The record is from RefSeq and is a predicted model, not a curated record. NCBI's taxonomy places the organism in Eukaryota, Metazoa, Arthropoda, Insecta, Lepidoptera, Noctuidae.
CGCGCGGGGACGUGGCGGCCGCGCCACGCCGCCGUCAGUCAGGCGUGGGCACGCCGAGCGAGCAGACGGGUGAUCCACGCGCGCGCGCAAUACGAUCCCCCCACCUCCCCGCACCGCCUUAUCACGAGUUGACGCUGCCGAACCGCUACGCCGAGCCGCCAUCAUGCGUGGGAUAACCGCUCAGGAAUUAACGCGGAACUCCAUACUCCGCAUCAACGAAAAGAAAACCAUGCAGCUUCUGCACGAGUACAAGAAAGAGGACUGCUUGUGGAACUCUUCGAUGGACGACUACCCCAAUAAAGAAAAACGGGUGCGGGCCGCACAGAAAAUAGCGAAGAUUCUCAAUAUAAAGAACUUUGAAGGACAACACGUGUUAAUAAAAAUAAAAAAUCUUCGCAAUUCUUAUUCUCAAGAAUUGAAGAAAAUAAAAGAAAGUAUUGACACGCUGGGGCCGGACUCUCCUGACUUGUACCGGCCGAAGGUUCAGUGGUUCUCCCUCAUGGACUCGUUCCUGCGGCCACACGUGCAGACAUCCAAACUGCUGCCUAAUCCAGCAGAAAGCAGCAACAUGUCGGUAGAAGUGUAUCCUGAUGUCAAGACAGAAUAUUUCGAGAUUGACGAGACCGAUGAAUGGAGUCAGCAGCACGAGCCCACGGCGGGCGCAAGCUACCAGUCCGAGGGUCACAGUGAGAACGAGGACCAGUCGAAUGACUCCCAAUACCAGCAGCCAAAGCGAAGGCGAAUGUCAUCGAGUGCACCGAGCGAGAACAUGAGCCAGCACCAAGUGUUCCUGCAGAGCGAUGUGCGCGCCGUGGCUCCCAGGGUGGAUGACACGUUCGACAACUUUGGCAAGUAUGUGGCCUCGCUGCUGAGGGGUCUGCCUGCACAGGACGCGCUCAGGGUGCAGCCGAGGAUCAUAGACAUGAUCGUCGGAGUUGGAGUGAAGCAGGAGAGCAGCAAGAUCACGGUGCACAUCGACCGGGUCACUCCCAACGGAGAGGUGGACUAGCGGGCCAGGUACGUACUGGCCAGCAGUGGCAGGAGCCACAGGCGUCUUCCUAAUGUGACGAACUAGUUUUGAUACAUUUUGAAAGUAUUCUUACAUAUAUUAGUUCCACGUAUAUGUUUUAGAAAUGCGGAGGUUCAUACUGUCAGAGUACAUUAGUGCCUGUAGAAAGAUACAAAAAUGAACCUUAUUGUCUUGAUACUAAUCUGAUGAUGAUUGUACAAAUGUAUGAGCUAGUUGGUUGUAUGUAUCUAUAUAUUUUGUUUUGUAUGUGUAAGCUAGAUUAUACAUUGAUGACUUUGUAUGUUACUGUUGUACUUGACAUUCCGAUAAGUAAUAAAACAAUUGAAAGUAAUUUGUUUGUAUUGUAUUAUUUACUCGCUGACGACAAGAAUCGAACCAUUUCCUCUUUAUUGCUGAACACUAGAUAAUGACAAAAUUUUACGUAAAAUAAAGAUAUCUACUAUAGGUACUGGGUAUUUAAUUUACAUUUUACCUUAUACAAAUAAAGUUAAUAAAUAAAUCAUCAAAUACACUUGAUUAAAAUUGAUUUCAUUACAAGUAGUACGAGUUCGAAUCAUUACGUAACAUAAUAUCAAACCUUUUAUGUUCCAGAAG